This is a messenger RNA of Daldinia caldariorum, 2254 nucleotides long. RefSeq lists its product as uncharacterized. Gene Ontology annotation, biological process: potassium ion transmembrane transport. Bases 397 to 2142 code for a protein of 581 amino acids. Gene Ontology annotation, molecular function: potassium ion transmembrane transporter activity. The record is from RefSeq and is a predicted model, not a curated record. Gene Ontology annotation, cellular component: plasma membrane. NCBI's taxonomy places the organism in Eukaryota, Fungi, Ascomycota, Sordariomycetes, Xylariales, Hypoxylaceae. The transcript is spliced from 3 exons.
UGUUUAGGACGACGUUCGUCUCUCUCUUUACGAACCAACCCUUUUCGGGAUUUUCAAUUCUCUUCUCCAAGUCUUUUCUUGACGCUCUACGAGCUCGAGUUCUUCUUUUGAUUCGAGAGCACGGUCGAUUACUCCGCGGGCGAGGAGCGACGACUGUGUUAUACCGGCGGGUCCGAUUGAACAAUUGACAAUUGAUUGACCACCGAGCAGUAUUGGCGUCGAGUGUGUCACGACUUCAAUUACUUUCGUUUUCACUUAGUUAGAUUCUUUUCUUAGUUGCCAAUUCCUCAAUUGGCGACAUUUUGAUACCCCUUCAUCUUCGUUGUGUUAGUUUCCCACGCUCGAGUGGGCAGGUUUUUGUGGUUGCGACUUUCGCAUCGCAUUUAGCAAAGCAUCAUGAGUUGUUUUCACAGUCGGAAAGAGGCGGAAAUCCGUCCUGAACAGAAAUGGGAUGCAAUUAGUCUAAAAGACUUCAAGUCAUCAUCAUGUUUCACUCCCUUGGCUUAUGGCUACCUUUACUUUUCUCUCAUACUAUCCGUUGCCGUAUAUAGCGUUGAUACCUUUACGGCUAUCAACUUGCUGGCUUUCAACACCUGGUCAUCUAGUAUCGAACCUACUCAGCUCAUCUCAUUCGACGUAUCGAAAUGGAUUUUCUCGAUCUGUAUUAUCGCGUCUUUCGUCAAUCUAGCGUUCGAACAUAUUCGCGCUAUGAGGGUUAUGAAGCGAGGAAGUGUUGCCGAAUGUUAUCUCGAUAACCUAGCCGUGCGCUUGGAAAGUGUCCGACUUGGAAAGGGUCAAGGAUGGAGGCGUUUUCUUGUCUUCGCCGAGCUAACUAAAUCCAAGAAGGGUGCGGAAUAUGUUGCGCUCUUUACGUACUUCAACUUUCAAUCAUGGAUUCGAGUCAUAUUCUGCUCUGGACCCCGACAAGCCGUCAAUGCUCUGACCUUGUACUCCGUCUACAAGUCGAAUCUCAUUCCGACCGACGUUUCCUCGGUGCAGAGCACACUUGGUACUUUCUUUGGCAAGCUGCAGCAUCUCGCCGAGGAAAACCAGCAGCAGGUGGUGAUUCUAUCGGGCAUGGUGUUCACACUCGUUAUCUGGGUUUUCGCCGUCAUCUUUCUACUCAUCGCGGUUUUAUUUUACGUAUUUUUCCUCUGGCAUUAUAUCCCCCGGCAGGACGGCGGACUCCACGGCUACUGCGAGCGAAAGGUUAACAAGCGAUUGACCAAGAUUGUUACGGUUAAGGUCAAUAAGGCUAUCGCCAAGGAAGAGCGGGACCGAAUGAGGGCCGAGUUCAAGGCGGCGAAGAAGGCCGGCGAGAAGCCACCUCUGGGACGACAAGCGACUUUGCCGACCUUCUUAGACGAAGGCAACGAAGAUAAACUCCCGGGGAUGCCUAUGCUGAACCGUAACGAUACCAUGGCUACUUUACCGGCAUAUACCCCGCGACCUGGUUCGCAACACAGCAUUGAACUUGAUUCUUGGGACCAGAAGCGACCGGUACCAUCACGGCAGGGAACAAUGGUUACCAAUGCCUCUUCGUCUAGCUUUUCUUCGCGCGCUCCCUUGGUGGGCGGCGCAGCCGGAAUGGGCUUCGACCGAGUAGCAUCUCCUGAGCCAACUCUACCUCAAAUCGACCUAACGAACUUGCAGCCGCCUGCGCGUCCAAGUACGGCAGCUUCAAACAGGAGCUUCGGUCCCGGUCCCCAGCUCGUCCGGGUGCAAACCAGCGGAAGCGGAUUUGGUGCCGGUUACGCCGCAAGCCCAACUGCGUAUUCGCCAGAUACCUCUUCUCAAAUGGACGGUUAUCGCCGACCCGCGCCCAUGCCUCGUCCGUUUAACCAAAUGGAUGGACGCUCUAGCCCGGCUCCAUCUAUUUAUUCAAACCGCGGGCCUCCUUCCAACGGGCCGUCAUCCUACGGUGGCCAGCCUUACCCACCCCCUCGCAGUAUCACAAACCCCAUUUCUUCUGGACCAAGAAUGCCACCACAGCGAAAUAUGACAGCACCAAUGCCGCCCCGGCAGCAGGAUGCAUACUACGGGCAGCGCCCUGGAAUGGCUCCGAGCCACCAGAGGGAUACGAGUCAGGGAUAUAAUUACGGCAGUGACCUGGAAUCACAGCGUGACUUUCCACGAUACUAGUAGUAUUCACUGUUAAACGAUGGUUACGCAGAAGGAGUGGAAUAGAUGCGGAUACCCUAAUAUUAUAUACCACUUACGUACAUAACGUUGAUGGUAUAUCCUUGAUUAUGAU